UGGAUCAGUUGAGGGGUGCUACUUGGUUCUCCAAGAUUGACUUGGCAUCGGGGUAUCAUCAGAUCCCGAUAGAUGUGGCAGAUGUCAGGAAGACUGCUUUCAGGACAAGUUAUGGGCAUUUUGAGUUUGUGGUUAUGCCUUUCGGGUUGACUAACGCGCCGGCAGCCUUCAUGAGAUUGAUGAACGACGUGUUCAGGGAGUAUUUGGACGUGUUUGUCAUCAUUUUCAUUGACGAUAUUCUGGUAUACUCGAGGAGUCAGGAAGAGCAUGCGACUCACUUGAGGUUGGUUCUGAGAAGCUUCGGGAGCAGAAGCUUUUUGCUAAGUUGA
Microthlaspi erraticum is the source of this 329-nucleotide messenger RNA. Lineage: Eukaryota; Viridiplantae; Streptophyta; Magnoliopsida; Brassicales; Brassicaceae. The record is from the annotation of a GenBank genome assembly.